GUGAAGCUUUAUUAUCUGCGAACUAAAGCGUGGGACCGGUUGGCACUCGUUGCAGCUUUUCAACCCAACACCACCACUGGUCCCCACUUAAGGGUGUCUUCAAUGGGUGGUGAGACAUACACGAGCAGAAACUAUAUUAUAACAGACCUGCGCGCAUAGAAACAGAGACUUUUGUUCUCGAAGCGCGGCCAUGUCCGGACUCGCGUGUUGAAAGCGCGUUGUCUCGGACCGCUGAGGCUAGGAUAAGCGGCUUCUUGGACGCUGCGUUCCAGCGUGGCCCCCCGCGAAGAGCCCUCCGGCGAUGGACCAAAACAGUACACUCCGGAGCGCCUCGCCAGUGCCGCCCCUGAGUGCGGAGGCGAGCGGAGGACAUGUUGUUCCUCUCCCAGCACUUCCGGGCGCAAAUGGCAGCUCCAGUCCCCGGGGGAGCGCGCGCGCAGUCGACAGGUCACAGGGCGUGAACCUGUCCGCCUCCACGGAUGACAUCCCCGGACCCGGGCCCGCGGCAGGCAUGGGCAUGGGUAUGGGUGGCGCCGUCACAGGCAGUGGCGCCGCCAUGUUCGGCGUAGCGCCCGACGUCCAGACCCUGGACCCGGGGCCCGGGUCGCGCGCGAUGGGUGUGCCCCCCAACCGCUUCGCUGUAGGCAUCAGCAUGUCGGGGGCCGGCACCUUUGUGACCGGGCCUGGGUCCGCAGCCGGAGCCGGGGCUGGGCCAGGCAGCUUCCUCGCCGCCAGUGCCGGCGCGCCGCCCGCUAGCCGGGGCGCGCAGGGCGUCGGCGGCGUCGGCGGCAGCGCAGGCGGGCGGCGGCCGGGAGGCGGCGCCCCGGUGCCGGGGCCUGGCCCCGGCUCGGUGGGCAACGGGCUGGGGGCGGGCAGCAUGCGUGGUGGCGGCGCGGGCGGCGGCGGCGGCUGGCGCGGGACGGCCUUGGGGCCGCUGCCGGGCAGUGGCCGCAGCAGAUCGCCCGGGACUGCGGACGUUGGAGCAAAUGGCCGGAGAGUGGUGGUGUCUGCUGGGCCGCUGCUGCCGACGCCGGGCCUAGUAUCCCCUGGCGGUUCGCCGGCGCCGGUGCCUCAGGGCUCUGACGUGCAGCCCUUCCGCCCCAACACCAGCUCCAUGCGGCCGCCCGUGUUCGCCAAGUACUCGUGGGAGCCCGAGUACCAGCGCGCGCUGCUGGACGCGGCGUUGAGGCUGCCUCCGGAAGCGGUCCCUGCCGGCUUCAUGGCCACUCUGUCCUCCACGCUGCCGCCCGCCACUGAGGCGCCGGCGCUGGAGCCCGACACCGCCUCCCUGCGCUGGUUCAAGUCCACCUACCCGGACGCCAUAUCCACCACGCGCCGUGACGUGCUGGCCAUCAGGCUGUGGCUGGAUGAACAAUUCCAGCAGCUGCGCCGACAUGUGGUGGGACCCGAACCCCGGCCCCAGUCCGCGCCCAACUCCGCGCUGGCAGCGGCAGCCGCCGCCGCCGCAAGCCGCGGCGCCGCCGCCGCCAACGGCGCACCCAACUCCCCUCCCCGGCAGCCAGGCGGCCCGCCCGCCUCGCCGGACCGCGGCCGCGUGGGCACCUCCGGCACCUCCGCCGCCAGUAUGGCGGCGGCGGCUGCGGACGCAGCUGCGGCGGCUGCCGCCUGCGGCCUGGCGGCUCAUUUCCUGGGACCUGACAGCCUGAUGCUCAUUCGGGAUGCGGAGGGCUACCUGGACGGGGCAGUGCUCAGACACCAGGAGACACUGCUCAGCCGCUGUAUGUCGGAGCUCGUGGGGCAGGUCGCCACGCUGUGUGUGGAGCGCGGCCACCUGCUGUCCAUGCUGUGGCACAGCCUGCGCCACGGGCUGUACGCGCUGCUGGCCGACCGCGACGCCGCGCGCGCCACGGCGCUGGCCGCGCGCCGGCAGGCCGCCUCCGCCACCUCUGAGAAGGCGGACGUGCUGGGGCGCGUCGAGGCGGAGAAGGCGGACAUGACCAACAUGAACGACCUGCUGAACAGGCGGCUGCUGGCGGCCAAGAUGGAGGCGGAGCACGUGCGCUCGCGGCACGCUGACGUGGAGGCGGAGCUGGCGCGGCUGCGGGCGGUGCAGCCGGAUGAGCUGCGCCGGGAGCUGGACAGCAUGAAGGUGCAGAUGAGCACGCUGGAGCGCACCCUGAUCGCCACCCAAGUGCGGCUGGAGCGGGCGCAGAACGAGCUGCUGGACCGGGAGAAGGACCUGGCGGCGGCGGUGGCCAAGGUCCAGGGCAUGGCUGACGAGCUCAACACCAUGCGGGACGAGUUCUGGUCGCGCAGUCCGCGGCCCGCCCAGCCGCGCCAGCCGCCCUGGGAGCUGCUGCAGGCGGACGAGGCGGCGCUCACACUCACCGGCCUGAGGUCGGGCGUGCCAGCCCAGGACAUGCACCGACUGCUGCUGGGCGUGUCCGCCACCGGCGCCAACGUGCUGCCCUGGUGCCAGCUGCUCGGCUGCUGCCGCCACAUCGACCCCAGCGGCCCGCCGCCCAACGCCGCCGCGACCGCCAUUGGAACAGAGAACAGCGGCGGCGCGCUGCCACCCGGCGCAGGCGGCGGCGGUGAUGCCGUUGACGGGUCCACAGGCGCCGACGUGAGCCCGCAGCGGCUCCGCCGGCCCACCAACGCGCCGGGUGGCGAGGCGCCCUCGGUGCCCUCCUCCCGCGCCACCACAGCGCACCCUGCCCGCCGCUUCUCCCGCGCCGUGUCUACGAAGCACGGCGCCGGCGCGGCGCCGACGGACCUUUCGAUGGCCCUGGCAGGGAUCAGUGGCAAGGGCGGGCGCGGAGCCAACCUGGCGGCCGCACUGGCAGGGGCGCCAGGGCUGCCCGACAUCCGGGAGCAGCACACGUGGCUGCACGGGCUGCUGUCGCGGCCGGACGCGGCCACGGCGCUGUCGCGGUGGCUGCCUGAGGAGGUGGUGGAGGCGGUGGGUCAGAUGGCCAACCACUCCAUCGACACUCACUCCAUCGCCUGCCUGCUGCUCGGCACCUUCGCCAUCGGGGGCGCCGACUUGGUGGUCUACAAGCCGCUGGCUGGCAUCCUGGCCACCCGCUACCACCACACCGCCGCUGACAUCGGCGGCUCCAUCACGGAGGCUCUGGAGCUGGCGGCCAUGAGCACAGCGGCGCGCGUGGAGCGGCUGCAGAACAUGAAUCAGGACCUGCACAGAGAGGUGAACAAGCUGAAGCGCAACCUGAACGACCUACGAAAGGUGGAGCGCGACAGCCGCAUGCACGACCUGCGCGCCAACGGCCGCAAGGUGCAGGGCCGCAAGCCCAGCCCGCUGCACGCCUUCAUCCUGCAGAAGCGGCCCGAGUUCUUCGUCGGGCUGGGCACAGGGGACGAGGUGCCGGUGUGCAUGCAGAGCUCCGAGGCCAAGCUGUACAACCGCAUGAUGGAGAAGGCGGACGCGGAGCGGCUGGUCAACGCCGUGUGGGCGGGCAAGCGCGAGUUCGAGGCGGCCCAUGGCUGCCGCAUCACACUGCCAGACUACCUGUGCGUGUUCCUGCAGCGCAAGUACGGCGCGGCCCGCGCCGCCACCGAGGCCGCCUACAACCUGAUCUACACGCUGGGCCAGCACCAGUACGACCCCGACUGCUACCUGUUCUUCAAGGUGGUGGGCGGCGACCUGGACGACUCGGCUCGUGACGGCCAGGAGCGGCUGCGCUCGGCCGUGCUGGAGGCGCUGCUGGCCGCCGACUCCGCCGCCAACAGCAGCCGCAUCACGGGCUGGCUGCGCAAGGCGGACAUACGCGAGGUGCUCACGCGCCUGCUCGCGGCAGACCCCACCAAGCGCGACGCGGCGGCCGCCGCCGCCACGGCGGCGGCCACGGCCGCCGCCACCGCCGCGCUCGCCGCAGGCGAGGGCGAGGAGGCGGCGGCGGCUGCCGCCGCCGCCGCGGCUGCCGCUGCGGGCCCCAUCCUGGGCCCCAGCGCUGCCGGGCUGGUGACGGGUCUGAGCCAGCCGCAGCUGACGGAGCUGUUUGAUGCGCUGGACUCGGAGGAGCCGCACGAGAUGGCGCAGUACGCCAAGCUGUUCGAGGACGACACGGACCUGAACCAGGGUGUGUUCGUGGAGACGCUGCGGCAGCAGCACCUGCACAACCGCCUGGAGUGGCUGCAGGCGGUGGAGGACUCGGUGAUGGACUGGGCCGAGGCCACGGGCAGCGCCGCGGUGGGGCCCGGCACGCUGCGAACCGCGCUGCUCAAGGUCAACGGCAACACAGACGUGGACACGCAGCGCGAGAUGCUGGGCCGCGUCUUCGGCAACGCGGGGGCGGCGCUGGCGGCGCCGGCGGUUCCCGAGGCCACCGGCAGGGGCGGCAAGGGCGGCGCCAAGCCCGGCGGCGCCAAGCCCGGCAAGGAGGACAGCGCGAUGGCACUGCCGCUGGAAGUGGCGCUGCGCAAGCUGCGGCAGGAGCGGGCAGAGGGCAUGUGCAGCAUUGCGCAGGCCAUCGAGCUCAUGUCGUUGGGCCGCGCCGGCAAGGGCGGCCGCAGCGGCUCGCCGCGCCGCGGCCGUGUAUCCAACGCCGGCGGCGCGCUAACAGGCGGCACUGGUGCCACACCAGGCAGCGCGGGUGGCAUGGGCAGCGGGCCCAUACCCACGGUGCCGCCAUCAAGCAGCAGCCCACCCAAGAAGGACAGUGCUGGCGGCGUGGUGUGGGCGGACGGAGACAGCGCCGGCACGCCGCGUGUGGGCUUCGCGGAGUAAUGUGGCGCGGCCCUGCGGGUUGUGGAGGCGGACAGGCGGUGGCGGCGGCGGGGGCGCGGGGCAGCGAGGAGUUGAGAGUCAGGAGGAGGGCAUGGCAAUGAGGUGGAUGGAGCCCGUGACUUUGUGCGCCGCCGCCGAACCGCACACUGACAUGCUGCACGCGUGAAAUAUGCAACGCUGGUUGGAGUGUAGAUUCAAUGAACAAUAUGGAUGAGACUACGUGCGUCGUGAUGCGGGGCUUGUAUCAAUGGUGGUAUUUGGGCAACAGCGGGUUGCGGACUUUGUGCCAGCAUGUUGAACCGGGGGACAAGCGCCGCAAUGCGCGUGGGAUUGGGAAUCGGGGGGAUUGGGACUCGCUGGCACUGCACACGGAAAGCUGUGCAUUUACACCACUGUUGUACAAUUGUAUACCAGUUGGUUCGCGGCGCUGUAACUCAGCCAGACU
This is a messenger RNA of Chlamydomonas reinhardtii, 5153 nucleotides long. RefSeq lists its product as uncharacterized. Bases 302 to 4708 code for a protein of 1468 amino acids. Gene Ontology annotation, cellular component: cytoplasm. Lineage: Eukaryota; Viridiplantae; Chlorophyta; Chlorophyceae; Chlamydomonadales; Chlamydomonadaceae. The record is from RefSeq and is a predicted model, not a curated record. The transcript is spliced from 20 exons.